Macrosteles quadrilineatus (aster leafhopper) is the source of this 5480-nucleotide messenger RNA. RefSeq names its product synapsin (gene Syn). Gene Ontology annotation, molecular function: ATP binding; metal ion binding. NCBI's taxonomy places the organism in Eukaryota, Metazoa, Arthropoda, Insecta, Hemiptera, Cicadellidae. Gene Ontology annotation, cellular component: synaptic vesicle; synaptic vesicle membrane. The transcript is spliced from 12 exons. The record is from RefSeq and is a predicted model, not a curated record. Gene Ontology annotation, biological process: neurotransmitter secretion. The coding region runs from base 348 to 1877 and encodes 509 amino acids.
UAAUUUGAGUUUUUACUCGGUGACACUCAAUAGUAUAGAAGAUUACUCCUACUCCAGGACUGCUGAUUUGAGUAAUAUAUUCAAACAACACCUCCACACUAGUGCUGUGCUGAGCACUCUGUCAAUUUCCUCCAUUGUCUCAAGAAAGCGCCAAAAUUUCUUCUUUCAUUAACUUCAAACAGUCCUUCACUACAAAUGUCAAUUACUUAAAACGAAGGUUUUCCUCCGGGGAUUUAUCCUCGGAGUUAGACGAUGAUCCUCAGGCACAGCAGGGACCCCCACCGCAGGGAGUUCCACCGGCCCCGCUGCAGCAACCGACAGCGACAGGGACAGGGCCUAGCCCGGCCAUGGGGGGAACAGGACCACCCAAUAGUGGGGACCUCUCACUGAACCUUACCAAGCAGCAGAGUUCCCGCACGACCAGCGCCCCGUCUAGCCCCGCCAAGACCAGGGAGUCCCUGCUGCAGAGGGUCCAGAGCUUGACGGGGGUGGCUAGAGAUCAGGGAGCCUCGCUUAUUGGUAACGUUGGGGCCGCAGUGACUGGAGCAGCUGGCAGACCUGUCUUCAACAAAGACCGCUGCUUCACACUCCUUGUUAUAGAUGACCAAAACACCGACUGGUCUAAGUACUUCCGAGGGCGAAGGCUCCAUGGAGAUUACGACAUUCGAGUGGAGCAAGCGGAGUUCAAAGAGCUAUCUGUGACAGCCAACAGUGACUCUGGUACCACCGUCAGCAUGGGAGUCUACCGCAACGGCACCAAGGUCGUCAGAUCAUUCAGGCCAGACUUUGUGCUGAUUCGACAAAACCUCAGGGAUGCUGGAGAGGAUAAUAAGAAUCUGCUUUUGGGAUUCAAGUUUGGAGGAGUACCUAGCAUAAACACCUUACAUGCUGUAUAUAACUUCCAGGAUAAACCUUGGGUAUUUGCUCAUCUCCUCCAAAUACAAAGACGAUUAGGCAAAGAAAACUUCCCUCUUAUUGAACAAACUUACUAUCCAAACUUCAGAGAGAUGCUGAGUGCACCUAGAUUCCCAGUUGUGUUCAAAAUCGGCCACGCACACAGUGGCUUGGGAAAAGUAAAAGUAGAAAACAACGCAGACUUCCAAGACAUGGCUUCAGUUGUGGCAGUCGCCAAUACUUACUGCACUACUGAGCCCUACGUUGACAGCAAGUACGACAUUCAUGUGCAGAAAAUUGGCGAUAACUACAAGUCUUUCAUGAGGAAAUCAAUAUCAGGAAACUGGAAAACGAACACAGGUUCUGCGAUGCUUGAGCAAAUCCAGAUGCCAGAUAGGUACAAGAUGUGGCUGGACGAAGUAGCAGCCAUGUUUGGAGGUCUAGACAUCUGCGCCCUGGAGAUGAUCGUGGCGAGGGACGGACGAGAGUUCAUCAUAGAGGUCAACGACAGUGCUCUGUCUCUCAUGGGAGACACUCAGGAGGAAGAUCGUAGACACAUCGCUGACUUGGUCACCCAGAGAAUGCAGCAACUCUGUCGCCCAGCCACCCUUACCAAGACUGCUUCCCGCACCUCCAUGUCCAGUGUUCAGAGCACCACCAGCGGCUACGGAGGAUCUGUGGGGAGUGUUGCUGCCCCCACUACUCCUCCGGAGGAACGACCGGGAAUUCCGGACCUUCCCGCUUCCGGAACAAGCCCACAACCCCGCCGAGAUUCUCAAGCAUCGCAAAGCAGCACAAUGAGCAGCGUGAGUCAGCAGUCAGCAGCGCGACGAACGGAAGACUCGGCUCAGAGUCAGCGAGCAGCUUUUGGUCGUCAAGGAUCCACCACGGGCAGUGUAGGAGGUCCGGGCGGAGGUGAGGACACAGAAGACACAAUGAAAAACCUGCGGAAAACCUUUGCAGGAAUCUUCGGCGAUAUGUAAAUUAUGAAAUUGGUUAUUAUUAUAAAUGUUAUGACAUUCAUGUUAAGUUAUUGAUGUAUAUUACUAGUUGAUUCACUGUGAUACGUUAAUAUUUAUUUUGACUUUGUUUCAUUCUCGUAUAGAUUCACUAUACGUUACCUGGUAAAUACUCAAUACAAAAUCGAAGGUGAUCUUAGUGUAAUUGGAAUGUUGUAAUAGUUGAUGUAUAAACAGUUUUGUAAUUAAAUGAAUGAUUACUUCUCAUAAGAACAUUCUUAUUUAUAGUAUUUUCCAUUGUAAGUUGUAUUAUGUAAUUUAGUAUGAAAGAGGUUUUCUAGCACAAAAAUAUUCAUGCAAUGGUUAUAUUGUAUCAAAAACAAUUUAAAUAUUGUCUUGACAAAAAUAUGUUUACAGUCGACCCUAAGUUUUGUGAUGUAUGUAUUUAAUUAUUACUUAUUAUGAAACUGUUGAUAUCAUAACAUUGAUAAUACAUAACCAAUGAUUCUCAGAUCUUCGUAGACUGUUAUUGUAGAGUUUCAGUUGAGUGUAACGCUUAUAGUGAAGCUUUCAGUGGGCACUUUCAUUAAUCUUGCUGUCAUUAAACUCAUAACCAGUAUUUAAUGUCCAUCGCAGUUCACACAAACGAGUUGGUGUGUUUAUAAAUAAUAAAACAUAAAGUGUCUUAAUGUCAUACCAUUAAUAAGCAGUAAGAGUAACAAAUGUUGUUAAACAUGUUAGCCGUUUGGCAGCUAUGUUUCUCUGAGGAAUUUUUCCAAUCUCUUGUAGGGAAUUCUUUAGGAGUCAUAGUUUAGAGUAGUGGGCCUCCAUUUUUAUAAGAUCAAAAAAAAUUAUAAUGGUGUGGUAAACGUUUGCUAGAUAAUUUUAGACGCCAAUAUCUUAACGAAAAUAUUUUAUACUUUUAAUUGGUGUAUCAAAACGAAACUAGAUCUAAGUGAAUGUUUUGAAAUAAAUUGAACAUGUAGGUACAUUCGUUACAAAGGCUUUUAUUGUUAACAAAUAUUUUUUUAGAUACAGUAUACUUACUUAAUUUGUACCAAAAAGUGAGGUUUCAUGGCAAUUAUGUGGGUGCACAAUGAAAGAAUUUAGUUUUGAAAAGAAUAUCUAUAUAAAAUGUAUCUCUAAAGAAAUUAAGACAAUAUACAAGUAGAUUAAGGACUUUUAUAUUACCCAUUAAUUGUGUUAAGAAUCAAUAUACUUAUAAGGAGGCCUCUUCAAUUUGUUUACUGUUUUCAUGAUAUUUUGUGAUCAUUUACUUCAUAUAAGUUUAAAAAAUAUAUAAAAAUAUUGCAACUUUAUUUUGCUGCUCUGUAGUGAAAUAGUUCUAUAAUAAAAGUGCUGUAUACAUAUCUUUUAGUAUGUAUGUUUUAUACUUACUUCUUUUUCAUAAAUGUUGUUAAUAUAUUAUGUAAAAUUGUUGUUGGGUUUCAUUCUUGACAGAUUUUUGAAUCCGCAUCGAAUGAAUGUUUUAAUUUUCUCAUUGAAAAGUUAGUACCGCAUUUCUGGUGUAUCUGCUCAAACCUUGCAACUGAAAAUUUACAGCUAUUUUAAUACAAUACUGAAAUUUACACUGUUCAAAAUUAUAGAGAAUGAUCUUUACAAUGUUAGCUGUUUAACCAUGUAUUGAUGUUGUUAUUUUAGGAGUACACAAAAAUAAGUGGAAUUGGGUUUCUCCAAAUUUAUAUAUUUCUCAAACAAUAGCCACUAAGCUUUUGUGCCUUAGCGGAAAAAAACCCAGAUGAUGUUUGCAGAUUGAAAAAAAAUACUGCCAUAAAUUCUUAUAGAUCAUGACACAUGAAAUACUUUAGGUUGCAUACUUGUUUGGUGAGACUAAAUGAACACUCUAUGUUGAUAGAGUUGUUGUAUCAUAAAACUGCAUGUGUACAUCAUUUUGAGGUGUAAAACAAUAAACCACUUAAUUUGUUAUCUAAAUUUUAAAUUAGUUGAUUAGAAACAAGGUAUUUUACCCAAGACAUUAAAACUUAAUUUUAAUCUGACGAGUUUUACUUUUGCCCACUGCCAAAAUUGUCUGUUCAUUAAUUGAUUUUGAUGAUAUUGAUGUGAAUAGACAAGAUAAAACUUGAUAACAAUAUAUUUUGCAGGUGAUAUAUUUUAAAUUAGAAUAAACUAUUUAAAGAGGACUUUAAUGUAUUAUACAUUUUUAUUCCACAAUUCAACUUAUCUAUCUAUAUAUUAUUUUUCAUUAAAGCACUGCUAUUUCGUUAAAAAAUGUAAAAAGUAUUUGAAUUGAAAAAUAUUAUCAUUUAAAUUAUCUAUUUGAGCACCAAAGUUCCUUUUAAAACCCACUCAUGUUUAAUCGUCUUUUUUCCGAUUGUUUAACUGUAGUUUUAUCAAAGCUAGUAUAAAACUUGUAAAUUAAAACUAGUCACUGUAAAAUAAUUACAAAGUUUAUAUUAUGUGCAAUAACAAGUUGAUGUAAAGUAUUUAAUUUAAGCAUUUUCUGUUGAUUUUUCCUUAUGAAAACAGCUUGAAAACCAAAGAUUAGACUGUACUGUUACACCUAUUACUUUUGUAAUGGGAAUGUUAUUUAACAUUAUAGAUAAGGCAAUAUAGUAAAGCUAAUGUUAACACAUGCUGGGUAUCUUGAAAUGGUUUAUUGUAUUCAAGAUCACUAACACAGCAUCUCAGCCUUGGUUCUUAGAAAAUGUAAAUAUGUAUUCUGAUUAUGAUACAGGUUUAAUAUCAGUGAUGAAAAUUUUAGCACAAAUUUUGUAGAGCAUUUCCUUUUUAGCCCCGUCCGUUGGUAAAAAAUAUAAAAAUACUCUGGUACAGACUAUUUUAAUUGUAUUUAUUGAAAAUUGUAAUCCUUUACUUAAAACUUUCUAUGAGACUGUUGCAAGAAUGUAACGAGCAAUAAUUAAAAAUAUCUAUUCGAUACAUAUCGCGAAGCUGUAUAUUUUGAGAACUAAGAUUUCUUUGUCCUUAGAGAAGUUAAAUUUAUUUUCAAAAUCAGUGAUUUUGUAUUCUAAAUAUACAAUAAAUCAUUUCAAAAGGUUGCAUUGUGACUUCUUGAUGUGUGUGUUCUGUGUAGGCUAUUGUAUAAAAUGUUCACUUUAUAUGUGCUUCAAUAGAUGCUUUAACUUUCUAUAAUAAUUUAACGGAUAAUUUGAUCCAAAAGAUGUGAAAUAUAUGUAUUACAAUGUUUGGGGAAUUUUAUUAACAACCUUAUUAUGUGGUUUUAAAAAUUACUUUUACCUGGAUAUUAUGAAAAAGAUUAAGUAAAUAGGUUUUAAAGUAAUGGGUAAUAAUCAAAAUAAAAUUGCUUAUUGGUGAUAAUCUUUUUUUACUUUAUCUAUUUUCAACUCAUUAGGUAGAGUACUCCAUCACUAUAUGACGGGGGUUAAAUGAAAUGAUCACUCUCAAAAAUGCCGCUAUAUGUUUAAGAAAGUUAAAUCAUCUGUUGUUUUUACUCAUAAUCAUGAGAUUCAGCUUAAAAUAUUGAAAAUGAUGUUAAAACAUGAGACAAUGUAAUGUUUGUUAACGGUUAACGAUUGUAUUGAAUAAGAUCCUAGGAUUCUGAUACCAGGUAAAUAGUCAUCACACUGUUACUGAAGUCUUCAAUAAAAUAUUGAUGAAAAUUUGAAA